UUUUUAUCUUGAAGCCCCGCCCUCCAUCGAUGGCAUAGAAAUCGAGUCAAACCAGAUCCCAGAGAAGACCUUUGAGUCUUCUUCCCGUGAUAACGAGUCGCUCAACAUUUACAGAGUUUAUUUAAAGGAGACUAACGUCGAGUGAACAUGAGCCAGCUGGAACUAAAACUGACUCAGCUCUGAGCGCUUUUUCAUGCUCUGGAGUACCGAGCAGCUCCUCUAAAGUUGCUAACAGCAGUAAUUAUUUGUUAUGCUGACCAACCAGAGCAGAUAGGAACUGCAGUUUUCACCUGUCGUUGCUGCAGCUGUUCAGACCGACAGGUAACUCGGCGGAGCUGCGAUGGAGAAACCUGCCUCAGGUGUGCACCCCGGAAGGCUGAAUGUAGGCCGACACCUGGUCAGCUUUGGGGUGAACCCUGCAGCUCUGGCUUAUGCCAUGACCACCCUGGGGGCUGGAAUGAUCAACAACAUCUUCAGCUUCUACUAUGUCAAGCUGUUUCUGAACAAAUACAAGAUCUCUGAGGGAGCCUUCCACCGCUCACAGGUGGUGUACAUGGUGUGGAACGCCGUCAAUGAUCCACUCUUCGGUUACCUGCAAGAUAACUCCAAGGUUCGCUGCUGCUCUCAGCGCCGUCUGUCCAUCCUGUACGGUGCCCCCCUCUACUCGCUGGCUUUCCUCCUGGCCUGGUUCCCAUGGCGAUCAUACCAACCCGAUGACUGGCUGAGCGGUUUACACCUGAUGGUGGCGCUGUGUGCUUUUGAUGCCAUGCUGACCUUUGUGCUGCUGGCCCAGUGUGCCUUGUUUGCAGAGAUGUCGACCCAACAUCAGAACCGACUCAGACUCAUCAAAUACAGCCAGGUGGCUUCUCUUGUGGGCUCCUCCAGCGUCCUGUUCUGUGGUGUUCUGUCCAGGAACAUGGAGGACUUUGGAGCUUUUCAGGCCUUCACCGUGCUGAUUGCCGUCCUGAGCUGUGGCUGCAUGCUUUAUACAGGCAUCCACAGUGAGAGCCGCUACGAUAAUAAAGGAUCAGACUCAGAUAUUCCAGGGUGUGCAGACCAUCAGUCGGCGUUUUCCUUCACUACGUUGAGGACGUUGAUGUUGCAGAUCUUGACCAACAGGGACUUUCAGCUUUUUGUACUCAUGAACUUCUUCCAGGUUUUUAUUUUGGCCUUCUUUAAUAAUUUCACUAUGAUAUUUGCUGAGCACCUGAUUCCUCCAGAUGUGCUUCCACCCAUAGCCAAGAGCAUCAUGUAUGGAGCCGGAUUCAUCUGUCCUCAGCUGUUAGUACUGAGCUGUCAGAGUCUGUUGCAUGGACUGGGCUACUACAGGAUCGUUCUCUUCACCUUCUAUGUGGAGGCUGGAAUGGCAGCCUUCAUGCUGGCACUCGGUCCUCAGCACUACUACUUCCUGGCCUGUUUCCUCACCGUUAACAUGGUCAUAAUUCAAGCAGCCUUCAGUCUUUUUGGUUUGCCUUUGGCGGACAUUAUUGACACAGAUCUGCAGACGUACAAGCGCAGUUCCCCUCUCUCCUCCAUGGUGUUUGGAACAAACGCUUUGUUCACUAAACCGGCUCAGUCUCUGGCUCCCAUGAUCACACUGAACAUCCUCAACAGGUUCGGAUAUGAACAGCUGAAGGAUGCAGGAAGAGAUUCAGAUCCAAGCGCCUUGGAGGACCUCCACAGCGUCAUGUUCUACCUGGUUUGUCUGGUGCCCAUGUGUGUCGCUGCUCUGCAAGUCCUGGCUUGGAGGCCGUUUUCCAUCCGCAACAGUCACACGGUUGACGUAAAGUACAUCGACAGCUAACGGCCAAGCUGGUGGAUGUUUCUUUAGCUGGGAUUUGGGGAAUUCUUUAGCGGCAGCAUUGAAAGUAGAAACUUGUUUAAUGUUUGAUGCAGGCUGUGGCUUCAUACUUAAAAUCAUCCUACUGACUUCUAUUACCUGCGUUCAAAGUGAGAGCUGAGUUAUUGACCACCAUUACUUUUAUGGUGUAAAACUUACAUAGAUUCCUUUUUUAUGAUUCUUGUCAGAGAAUCAAGUUCUUUCAUGUGUUAAAUGCAGAUGCUCAGUCAUCCUCGAUGCUGUGCUCUGCAAAAAUGGACCGAUUCCUCAGAAUGCACACAAAAGAAAUGUUUUAUUUUCAACCGAGGAUCAUAAAACGGAAAAUAAAACCAAACAGACAUGCUAAGCUGCUUCAGAAACUGUCAGAUUAAGUGAUAAAUUCAGCGUCCUGAAGCAGCAGAAAAGAAUAAAAUACAUUCAGUUUACAGCGUCCCGCUCCUCCUGAACCAAAGCUGGUCUAAUGUUUAUUUACCGGCUUCUUUUCACCUCAUAUGAAGGAGCACAUUUUGCUGCAACAUAUGGUGUGAUGAAAAGUACUAAACUGUAAAGAAUAUUUCUGUGAAUUUUUAAAUACAAAAACUUUCACAUUCCAGGGAGGAUUUUUGUCUGCAUGAUUUAGGGCAUUGCCGUUUUAUACACACAAAAAUGCACACUGCAGCUAAACUAUAAUGUUCUAAUGGUGCCGAGAGAAGAAAAAUGAAAUUUAGCUGUUUACGUUGUGGAUCAGGGACCCAUUUCUUAAAUAUAGAUAAUUAUUCCCUGCAAAUUGCAGCAUCAGGGUUUAGUGUGAUCUUUGUUUUGAUGAACAGAAUUUGUUAAAAUGAGAGAGGAAAUGAUUUCAUAUCAUAAACUGCAUCUUUGCAAGUUUUAAAUAUGAUGUAAAGAUAAUAAUACACAGUUUGACACUGCCUGCCCAAAAGAAAAGGUCACACACACUAAUACUUCAUUGAACCGCCUUUAGCUCUGAGAACGACACACAUUCACUGUGGCAUCAUUUCAAGCUUCUGCAAUGUCACAGAAUUUAUUUCUGUCCAGAGUUGCAUUCAUUUUCUAAAAAGAUCUUAUAUUGAUGAUGGGAGAGUCAGACAAAGUCUUCUCCAGAACAUCUAAAGAUUCUCAGUGGGGCUGAGGUCUGGACUCUGUGGAGGACAAUCCAUCUCAUGCUCCCUGAUCCACUCAUUCUCAAUGUGAGCCCCAUGAAUCCUGGCAUCAUCAUCUUGGAACAUGUCCAUGAACAUCAGGGAAGAAAAACUCCUCUGAUGUAAAGACCUGGUCAUUCAGUAUCUUCAGGUAUCAGCUGACCUCAUUCUUUGGGAACAUAACGUUGGUGAACCUGACCAACCCCAGAUCAUAACUCUAACCCCCACAGGCUGGUAGACACUAGACAUGAUGAGUUCAUCACUUCAUCUGCCUCUCUUCUUACCCUGAUGCCCCCAUCACUCUGGAACAGGGUAAAUCUGGACUCAUCAGACCACAUGACCUUCUUCCAUUGCUCCAGAGUCCAAUCUUUAUGCUCCACAGCAAAGUAAAGCCUUUUUUUCUGAUUAGCUUCACUGACCGGUGGUUUCCUUAGAGCUACAGCUGUUUAGUCCCAAUCCUUUGAGUUCCCUUCACAUUGUUAGUGUGGAAAUGUUCUUACUUUCACUAUUAAACAUAGCCAUGAGUUCUACUGUUGAUUUCCUACCAUCAUCUAAGAGUUUGUUCUGACCAAAGAUGAUGGUUCUCCACUAUCUUCCAGGUUUUAAUGAUGCGUUGGACGGUUCUUAACCUGAUUUUAGUAGUUCCAGAAAUCUCCUUCAUUCUUUUCUUUGCUUGAUGCAGGCCAAUAAUUUGACCCUUCUGAGACAGAUUAACAUCCUUUCCAUGACCACAGGAUAUCUCUUCCAACAUGGUUGUUUAACCCGUUAAGCUUCAGUGUACCGCCGGCGGUACACCUACUAAUUUGCAUAGGAAUUUCAAGAAUGUCCGACGGCUGCAAACGCAAUUAUACAAACACUAUACGCCAAUGGAAAGCUUAGAUUCUCAUGAAUCCGCCAGUAUAAACUACUUUCAGAUGUGAUUACCACAGCGGGUGAGAAAAACACAUUUGUCCGACAAAAACGAAUAUCCAUCCAUCCGUUCUCUAUACACGGCUUCAACGCACACAGCACGACUCACAUUUCCGGGUUUAUUAUUACACACAAAAAAAAAGAAUCCACAAAAAACGGCCAUAAUCCAACCUUUUACAUCAGAUGACACAAGUCAGUAAACUAUUUUAUCCAAAACAUGUCCUGAAGUCGGUAUAAAAUCCCCGAAUCGGUCAUUUUCAAGGAAAUGCACCUCGCGAUGCGCGUCCAAUAUUCCCCGUAUUUUUCGUAAUUUUUUUUAUUUAAAAAUAGAAUAUUAGCGAUUUUUUUGUACUGAAAACGGCUGGAAUUGACUGAAGCUUAAAGGGUUAAGAAAUGAGAAGCUCCUCACUGCAUCAGCUAUAGGGUUAAAGAAGUUGCAGCUGAAAUGUAUUCAUCACUGCAGUAAUUAUCCAAUGGAAGACUCUUAUCUAUUUGCUUAAAUAAAUCGAAGUGGUGACUUUUUUAUUUUGGACAGGCAGUGUAUUUUCUUAUUUAAUAGAAGAAAUUAGAUGAAAGCAUCACAAACAUGAUCUUUAUGUUAUAUGUGGAGCUCCAGCCUCAUUUUAACAUGAUGCUUUUACAUCUGCAGGGUCUUCAACAGAUUUGUGCCUCACUUGAAAUUAUACCCAAAACUACAGAAUAAAAUCAGAGCAAAAUGUUAUGAAGCACACUGUUCUUACCUGAUGAUUUAUUGUCGAGAGUAAUGAAAGAAAGGAGUCAGAAAGGGAAGAAUUCACACAGACGGAACAAAGAAAAUCACAGCUUUUAAUUUCUUUUUUAAAAAGUGCAUGUACAUCCAUCUCACACUGGGAGGAUCUGAAUUAUUUCUGCAGUGAACAAAAAUAUAUAAAAGUAACUACAGAAUAUGACGAAGCAGGAGGCAUCACAAGAAUAUUUAAAUAACUUUAAUGUGAAUUUCUAUGAAGCUGGCAGUAAGAACUCAUCUAACACAUUCUUUUCUUGUUUCACUUUUUAAGCUGUUAGAUAAACAGCAGAACAUUCUGUGCCUUUUCUUGUAUUUUUUUAGAAUGAUCAACUGUCUGCAGUCAAAUAAAAUCAGUGUUUUGGAUUAAAAUGUGUUCACAUCUA
Molecule: messenger RNA, 5037 nt
Organism: Acanthochromis polyacanthus (spiny chromis)
Lineage: Eukaryota; Metazoa; Chordata; Actinopteri; Pomacentridae
Gene: mfsd13al
Product: major facilitator superfamily domain containing 13a-like
Exons: 7
Coding region: 341-1804 (487 amino acids)
Source: RefSeq, a predicted model, not a curated record